GGGGUAGCCGACCCAGUUGGGCAGCUGCAGGCAGCGCUGGGGGCGGGGCUCAUUCGCCUGACGCCGAUGGCGCUGGCGCCGCACACAUACGCAGGCAGCGGAGCUGCCGGCGGCCACGCCGGAAGCGGCGGCGCCACCGGCAGCAAUCGCAUCACGAGCCGCACCGGCACCAAUGCUGAUGGUGUUCUUGUGCCGGCCAGCGGCUAUCUGGAAGUGCACGCGGCUGUGGUGCUGCUGCCGGCGGCGUUUGAGCUGGUGGUGCCGGAGCCGGUGCCGCGGGCGGCGGCGGCGCUGGGCGGGCUGGGGGACGUGCUGGCGCGCUCGGCGGCGGCGGCGGCGCUGGUGGCGGUGGUGGAGAUGCUGGAGGAGGGCCCGGCGGCAGAGGAGGAGGCGGAGCAAGGGGGGGAGGAAGGGGCGGAGGGAGGGGCGGCGGCGGGUGGCGCUGCUGGCGGCAGUGCGGCCGCGGCUUCGGGCCCGGUGGACCAGCAGCAGCAGGGCUCGCAGUGGGAGGGGUCGCAGCAGCACCCGGAGCAGGAGCCCGAGCAGGAGCCGCCCCACGCGUAUGCGGACGUGCGUGAUGAGGUGUUUGACAUCGUGGCGCCGCGGGACUGGGCCGUGACGCACCCCGACCCGCCCGGCCUCAAGUGCCGCCUGUUCCGCUACCAGCAGCGCUGCCUGUCCUGGAUGGUGUGGCGCGAGACGCAGCCGGAGCUGGGGGCGCAGGCGGCGCACCCGCACGAGCCGGGACAGCAGGGACAGCAGGGCGGGGGCGCAGGCGCGGACACAGCAGGGGGCGCUCUCGCGACAGGAGGCGACGCUGCUUCCAUAUCGGCGGUGCCGCCGGAGGCGGCGGCGGCGGCCGCCGCUGCCGCGGCUCACUUGGGCGACUACGCCACCCAGGACUUGUUCUGGCGGCGCGUGCGGCUGCGGUACGGCGGCGGCCUGUCGGCGGCGGCGGCGGCGGCGGCGGGGGGCGGGGCGGCGGUGGCGGCGGGGCUGGGAGAGGGUGAGCUGUGGCUCAACACCUACCCGGGCGGGGGGCUGCGGGCCACGCCGCCGCCGCCGCCGCCACGUCAGAAGGUGGGCAUUCUGGCGGACGAGAUGGGGCUGGGCAAGACUGUGGAGGUCAUUGCGCUCAUGCUGGCACGGCCGGCGCCGCCGCCGGAGGCGCGUGCGCAGGCAGCAGCGGCGGCGGCAGCAGCAGCGGCGGCGGCGGCGGCAGCAGCGGAGCAGCAGGAAGAAGCGGCGGCAGCGGAUACGGGUGGCGCUGGCGUGAAGGAGCAGGGGGAUGGGGAGGAGGACGCGGACGUUGACGGGCGGCGGCGGUCGGGCCGGCAGCGCCGGGCGGUGCGCUUUACCGACAACUACUACGACUGUGUGGAUGAUGAUGAUGACGAGGACUACAAGCCCGGCGGCGGCAGUAGCAGGCACGGCGGCGGGCGCGGCGGCACUCGCCGCGGCUCGGCGCCAGGCAUGGAGGCGGUUGGCAGCGGGUCUGGUGCUGCUGGUGGUGGUGGUGGUGCUGCUGGCGGGGUCGUGCGGCCGCUGGGCCCCUCGCUGAUCGUGGUGCCGGCGACGUUGCUGCAGCAGUGGUCCAACGAGCUGGAGGACCACAGCAGCCUCAAGGUGCACGUGUACGACGGACUGAAGUGGCACCGCGUCCAGGCGCAGGAGCGGGAGAAGCAGGCCAUCAAGGAGGCGAAGCGCAAGGCGCGUGAGGACAAGGCGGCGGAGCAGCAGGCGAAGAGGCAGGAGCGUGCACGGCUGGCGGCAGCUCGGAUCAUGGCGAAACGGGCGGCACGGCGGAAUGCCAGAAGCACCGACGGCGGCAGUACCAAGCGGAGACGCGGAGGUGCCGCUCCUGCAGAUGCGGAUGCUGCGGGGGCGGGUCCGUCGUUGAAUGGGGGCGCGGCGGCCGGCGGCGCGCCGAGGGCCAAGCGCCGGCGGACUGCGCGGCGCGAUCCGGGUUACGAGGGCAUGGAUCUGGAUUCCGAGGAGGAAGAGGAAGAGGAGGUCGAGCUCACGGAGACGGACGCGGAGGAAUUGGAUCCGGAUGCCGUGGAGGGAGGCAGCGGCGCGGGGCCGUCGCAGUCGACGGCGCAGCGGCAGCGCUCGCAGCGGCAGGCGGCCCGGAGGGAGAUGCAGGAGGAGCUGGAAAGGCAUGGGGAGGAUCUCAGGAAAGCAUUGGAGGCGUCGCGGCGGGAAGGGGCCGGCGGCGCCGGUGGCAGUGCGGCGGCGCCAGCGGCCGCAGCGGCUGCGGGAGGGCCAGCAGGGGCCCAGACGCCGGGGGCCGCCGCCGCCGCCGCCCCCGCUACAGGCGGAGCCUACGGCGAUGCCGGCGGCGCGGCAGCCGCCCCUCCCGCCAACGGCACCUCCCAUGCUACAGCCAACGGCGCCGGCCCUACAGCCGCAGCCGCUGCUGUGCAUGUGCCCAGCCGCUAUGAGGUGUUGGCGCGGGAGAUGACUAUGGCGCUGUACGCGGGCACGGCGCGCUGCCCCGCCUCCUGCGACCCGGCGGCGGAGGCGGAGGCGGCGGUGGCGGAGCUGCUGCAGGCGGACGUGGUGCUCACCACCUACCAGGUGCUAAAGGAGGAGGUGCACUACAGCCCCUCCAACCGCGCGCUGCAGGGCCUCAGGCACGGCAAGAAGUACUCUGUGCCCGAGUCGCCGCUGCUGCAGGUGCACUGGUACCGGCUGGUGCUGGACGAGGCGCAGCAGGUGGGCGGCAGCCUCAGCCACGUGGCCGUCAUGGCGGGACGCAUCCAGGCAGAGCACAGGUGGUGUGUGACCGGCACGCCCAUCGGCCGGGGCGGCCUGGAGGAUGUGUUCGGCCUGGUCAAGGUGCUGGGGUACAAGCCCUACGACGACCACCCCGUGUUCAGGCGGCUGGUGUCCGACCCCUACCGCACCGGCUCCGCCGAGGGCCGCUCCCGCCUGGCGGCGCUGCUCAAGCCGAUCAUGUGGCGCAACAGCAAGGCGGUGGCGGCGGCCGACCACCCGCUGCCGCGCCGCGUGCUGCAGGAGGCGCGCCUUUGCUUCUCCGCGGCGGAGGCGUCCUUCUACGAGGUGGUCCUGGGCAAGACCCGCAAGGCCGUGACGGCCAUGGACAGCCACACCGCGGAGCAGCAGCAGCAGCAGGGGCAGCUGGGGCAGCAGCAGCAGCAGCAGCUGGGGCAGCAGCAGGCGGCUACUGGGGUGGAGGUGGUUGACCUGACACAGGACCACACAGCGCACGUGGCGAACGGCCACGGCCACGGCCACGGCGGCCAUAAGCGGAAGACCAAGGACAAGGGCGCGGAGCUGCAGGCGGAGGCGGGCGCGGAGCUGCAUCAGCUGCGGCGGGCGUGUGUGCACGUCAAGCUCACGCGGCACUGGCGGCAGCUGUCCACCGAGCUGGGCUUUGGCGGCGGCGCCGGUGAGGCUCUGCCCACUGCGGAUGUUGUGAUGGUGCGACUGCGGGACCAGGCGCAGCUGGAGUUGCAGAACGCCGAGCGCGACCUGUGCAUGACCCUCAACGCGCUGGCCUGGCGGCUGGAGGCCACACACCGGCGGGUGGCGGCCCUGGCUGCGAAGAAGAGGGCAGCCGAGGCGGCUGCAGGCGGCGGCGGCGGCGGGGGAGGAGCGGCUGGUGCGACGCCGAAGAAGGGCGCGAAGAAGGGAGGGCCGGGGGCGCUGGUGCCGGCUGCAGCAGCGCCGGCAGGGGAUGUGAUGGUGGUGGAAGGGGAGGAGGAGGCGGACGUGGGGGCGCUGGGGUCGCCUGGCGGCGCUACCGGCGGCGCCGGAGCCGGCGGCGAGGUGGUGGUGUCCGCGUUCCGGUACAACCACUCUGGCAAGAGCGCGGCCGACCUGGCCGCUGACGCCCGGCACCUGCUGGCGGACGCAUACCGCACACUGGAUACCAGCUGGCAGGUCGGCGAGAACGGCAUUGAAGCGGCCGCGGCGGCGGAGGCGGAGGCGGGCGAGGGCGGCGACGACGGCGGCGGCUAUGAGGCCGACAUCAAGGCGGCGGGGGCGUCCAUCCGCGCCUGGCGCUUCGUGCAGGCGCACACCUCUCAGCUCCUGGUGGACCUGCUGACACGCCACCCACACGUGCUCGCCCACACCAACGCCGCCGCCUUCGCCACCGGCACCGCCGCCGGCGGAAACGCCGCUGCCAACGGCGGCGCAGCCGCCGCCGCGGACGGCGCCGGCCCCAGCACCGCCGGUGCCGCGGCCACGUCAGCAACGGUCACGGCGGCGGCGGCUCCUUCGGAGCCGGACGCUGCCGCGCUGGCGGCGGCUGCCGCCGCCGCUGCCAGCCGCGCCGCCGACCUGCGGCAGUACGUGUCCAGCCGCGCCGCCGACAUCAGGUCGGGCGCAGACCGCGAGCUGGGCAAGGCGCGGGAGCGGCGGGACAAGGUCAUGACCGCCAUACAGCGGCUGGAGAAGCAGGUUGUGGAGGAGCACGAGACUGCGGUGGGCCGGGGCCUGCCGCCGCAGCUCGUCAGCGAGCCGCGCGCCUGGCUGGCGGAGCUGGGCCAGCGGCUGGAGGCGGCGCGGCAGGCGGAGGCGGCGCGGCGGGCGGAGGAGCAGGCCGCUGCGGGCGCCAACGCCACCCUGUCUCUGAUGGGCAAGGAGGUGCCGGCGCUGCUGGCGGCGGAGGAGGCGGCGGUCAACAAACAGAGGGUGGGGCUGGACGCGGUGGCGGGUCAGCACCUGGUGGCGGCGGCGCUGGCGCGGCUGAGGGCGGCGGAGCGCGGGCUGCGGCAGCGCUACGGCGGCGGCGGCGGCGCCAGCAGCAUCACGCCCGACCCCGCGCUGUGGACGCCCGUGCUCGUGGGCGGCAUCACCCUGAUGGUUCCUCCCGAGGGCUACGUCGACACGGGCAGCAGUGGCGGGGAGGCGGACCCCGCGCGGGCGGCUCGUGCGGGCUGGGCCGCCAGCUACCCGCCCGCGCUGGGGCUGCUGCGGCGGGCGGUGGCGGGGUGCUGCGAGCCGGAGCCGGUGGAGGGCGCGGCGGUGGGCAUUGCACACGCCUGCGACACCAUGACUGUGAUGCUGGUGGAGCGGCACCUGCGGCACCCGCACCGCAUGCUGGACUCGCGCCUGGCGGAGCAGCGCAGGACGGCGGACAGCCACGGCACCAGCAGCCUGCACGGCCUGGGUCUGGGCGUGCUGCUGCCGGCGCUGGAGGCGGUGCGCGGGCGCAUCGAGCUGCUGAGGCAGUGGAGGGAGCACAACGUCGCGGAGCUGCAGGUGGAGCUGGCUGAGCACCACGUGGAGGUGGUGAGUGAGGAGGUGGCGGCGGCGGCGGGCGGCAGGGUGGCGGGCAUGGCGCCGCUGCUGCGUGCCGGCGAGGAGGAGCUGCGGGCCAAGGCCGCGGAGCUCAAGGCCCGCUGCGAGGAGCUCCGCCGCAAUCGCACCUUCUUCAACAACAAGUACCUGGAGGCGACCAGCCUGCGCCGCCACCACACCCACCACCAGACCCACCAUCAGCAGGCCAGCCAGCAGGCGCAGCCGGCCCAGCAGGGCCCAGCAGCACAGCAGCCGCAGGGACUUGGUGCCAACGCACCCGCGGCAGGGCCCAGCUCUGACGCAGCUGCCGCCAAGGCGGCAGCAGCAGCUGUCGCUGCUGGGCCGUCGGGCAGUGCAGCGGGAGCCGCCGCACCGGUGGCGGGGUCGCCGCCGCCUGCGCAGCCGCAGGCGGCGCCGGUGAGCGUCGACGUUGAGGUGGUGGAGGCGGCGGCUGCUCGGCCGCACGAAGAGGGGGACGGCAUGGAGGUUGAGGUGGAGGUGGUCGGCGGCUCUGCAGUGGGGAAACGCAUGGCAGCAGCCACGGCUGCGGCACACGUGGGCGUGGCGUGCCGUACCGGCAUCUUCGCCUGCCUCCACCCCUGGCUGGAGUGGGCCCCCGGCUACGACCCGCGAGUCUGGAACCGCCAGCGGCAGCAGCAGCAGCAGCAGCAGCAGCAGCAGCACUCUCCUGCGGCAGCUGGCGGCGGUGGCCCUGCUACUGCCGGGUCUGCUGGUGCGGACCGCCGUGGUGGGGGCGCUGGUGGGGCGGAUGCGGACAUGGUGGAUCUCACCGGGGCCGAUGUGGAGGCCAUUGUGGUGGAGGAGGACGCCGGGGAGGAGCAGGGGGGCGGCGAGGCCGCAGCAGCCCGGCGGGAGCAGGAGCAGGAGAGGCGCCGGACGGCGGCAGCGGCGGCCGCGGCGGCGGCCGCUAUUGCUCGGGCGGAGGUGGCUGCCAGGGGUUCGGGCCCUGACACGAGCGCUGGAGCGGCAGGCGGCGCCGAUGCGAUGAACGGGGUGGCGGUUGCAGCUAGCACUGUUGCUGCUGCUGCUGGUGUUGGUGCUGACGCAGGCGGCGCUGCUGGCAGCGGCUCUCUGUCACAAGCGGCCGCGCAGCCAGGCCAGUACCCGGAGGGGCAGCAGCGGCAGGGUCAACCGCAGCAGGGCCAGCAGCAGCAGGCGGCGGAGGCGGACGACUCCAACAUGUGCAUCCUGUGCUGCGACCAGUUCGGACACGACGUGCGGAUCUUUCCGUGCGGGCACUGGUUCUGCGGCAACUGCACGGACCAGCUCAUGAGCGCGCCGCCCGACAAGCGGCGCUGCCCCACCUGCCGCUGCGAGGUGCGGGACAAGACAAGCAUCCUGCAGGCGAGCGGCGUGGGCGGCGCGGCGCGGCAGCGGCGGGCGGCUGCAGGCGGCGAGGUGGACCCACCGGAGGGGCCGCACAUCCUCAACGUCAAGGUAGAGGCUGCGGACGAGCUCAUGACUAAGAUCGGCGCGCUGCUGCGGCGGCUGGUGUGGCUGCGCAACCACCGGCCCGCGGAGAAGAGCCUGGUGUUCAGCCAGUGGGCGGACGCGCUCCAGAUUGUGGAGCGGGGCCUGCGCGCCAACGACAUCGGCUGUGUGACGCUGGAGUCGGGUCGCCGCAUGCGCCCCGCCAUGAACGCCUUCCUGCACGACCCCGCCUGCCGCGUGUUCCUACUCAGCCUGAGGCAGGGCGCGGCGGGGCUGACGCUGGUCCGCGCCAACCACGUGUUCCUGCUGGAGCCGGCCCUGGACCCCGCCAUCGAGCAGCAGGCCGUGGCGCGCGUGCACCGCAUCGGCCAGACGCGCGACGUGAGCGUCACGCGGCUGCUGGUGGACGACAGCGUGGAGCGGCACGUCAUGGCCAUGCUCAAGGCCAAGCAGCAGCUGUUCAUGGAAGCGGCGGGCUCAGCAUCCACCAGCACCAGCGGCGGGGCGGCGGCGGCAGGAGCAGGGGCGGCCCGCGGUGCUCUGGUGGCGCCGACGGCGGUGCCGCUGCUGGAAGGCGGUGAGGGCGAGGAGGCGAGCCUGCAGGCGCCGGCGCCGGCAAAGGAGGUGGCGGCGGGUGCAGACCUGCGGUACCUGUUUAGUGCCGUGCUCAAGUAGUUUGAUGCAGCAGGAUUCCCGCGGCGGCAUUGGUAGCGAUGCAAAGAGCUGCAAAGAGUACUAAGGGGAGGUUGCCAGGCCGCCGUGGCAGGUGUGGUGGUAAACGUCUAGGCGUUAUGCAGGCGUUUGAGGUUUGUGAGUGCGCUGUUGUGUGGAAUGGGGCGCAGAGAGCUUCCACGUGCGCUCGCAAGGCCGGGUCAUGAGACCUCAUUGCCCCUCAGGCUGGGCUGUGUAACCGCCGUUGGCUGCUCCGUAAAAAGCAUCUUAGACUCCACAGGUGCCACCCCCCCAGCCUUCUGGUUGGAAAGCUGGUAGGCUGUGGCGGCCGUGUAACGGGCCUUGGUU
Molecule: messenger RNA, 7746 nt
Organism: Chlamydomonas reinhardtii
Lineage: Eukaryota; Viridiplantae; Chlorophyta; Chlorophyceae; Chlamydomonadales; Chlamydomonadaceae
Exons: 28
Molecular function (GO): ATP-dependent chromatin remodeler activity; ATP binding
Source: RefSeq, a predicted model, not a curated record